UUAUGUGCCCCCGCUUCUCCGACAAUAACAACAAGUUAACGUAAAAGAGAAGCGCCGUAGUUUUUACGCAACGCAACUGAUCAGCCCCUCGAUUAAUAGGAAAACCGAAUCCAUGGCCACCGCCGCAGCUGUAGCAAAAGUGGGAAAAUCAGUGCACCGCAUUUUCGUGGGCAAUCUGCCGUGGACGGUGGGUCACCAGGAGUUGCGUGGUUACUUCCGUGAGUUCGGACGCGUGGUGUCCGCCAACGUAAUCUUUGACAAGCGAACGGGCUGCUCCAAGGGCUACGGCUUCGUUAGCUUCAACAGUUUGGCCGCUCUGGAGAAGAUCGAGAACGAGCAGAAGCACGUUCUGGAGGGCAACUACCUCAACAUACAAAAAUCCUAG
This is a messenger RNA of Drosophila rhopaloa, 385 nucleotides long. It is a transcript of the gene SLIRP1, whose product is annotated as SRA stem-loop-interacting RNA-binding protein, mitochondrial. The coding region runs from base 113 to 385 and encodes 90 amino acids. The record is from RefSeq and is a predicted model, not a curated record. Gene Ontology annotation, molecular function: RNA binding. The transcript is spliced from 2 exons. Lineage: Eukaryota; Metazoa; Arthropoda; Insecta; Diptera; Drosophilidae.